CGAACAAUGUAGCAACCAUUGCUAUUUGUUUGUUAUUUUCUCACAUGAAGCGCACACCUAAUUUUUCGUCUUACAUUUUGUUUCGAAUAGUGAGUUGAGUGAGUUCCAGUAAUAUAAAAUGGAGAAUUCAAUUGACCUGCAUGAAUCGAACGAUACCGAAAUAUCUGGGGGACCAUCUUUGUUGCUGUUAAACAACGAUUGUUUGAUUCGAAUAUUCAAAUGUGUCGAACUGCUGGACCUCGUGAAUUUAUCAAGAACAUGUGUUCGAUUCAAGAAUAUUGCCACCGAUACAUUCAAUCCUCGGUUCAAGAUUGUUACAAUAAACGACAUUUCCGACUGCGAUUACCCGGAGUCAUAUCCCAGCUUGAAGGUAACGGAGCAGCAAUUUUGCACAAUUCUUUCAGUGAUCGGAUGGCGUGUUCAAUCAGUUGAAAUAUAUGAAGGAUGCGAUAACAUUUUUCGCAAAAUAACAAGUAAAUGCAAGAAUGUGACGAGCUUAUCGUUGCUUUUCAUAGACCAUACGGUAUUAUCGCUUCGAACGUGUCCCCAUUUACAAGAGUUUAACAAGUUGAAGGAAUUGAGAAUCAUCGAAUGUGAUAUAGCUAAGGAUGUUCUACGCCAAAUCUUCUUACACAAUCCCGAUAUUGAAACUAUAGAAUGUGAUUGGGCGUACAAGGGAUUCGUGAAGCUGUUGAAACUUUUACCGAAACUUAAGCAGCUGCAUCUUGACUCCAUACAAGGACUGGGAGUCAAUCACUCUCCGAAUUUAUUUCAUCUGAAGGAAGUGAACGAUUUCAAGUUUAAUUGCAUUGAAAAUUGCAAUAAAUUCAUUACUCAAUUGGCGACGAAAUGGACCUUAGUAUCACUUAAUGUCACAUGCGAUACUGACGACGAAACAUUCGAGCUGUUGCAAUUGUUUGAAAAUUUGGAAUAUUUAGAAAUUGCCAACAUGACGAGCAAAUGCAUUAUGCCUGAACGUACGGUUUUCCCAUCAAAAUUGAAACGCAUUAGUUUCUAUAAUAUUGGAUUAACGCUUCGAAAGCUUACGUCAAUAGUCGACAAAACAAAAAUGCUCGAAAACGUCGCUCUGAAAACGCAAUGUCUAAUCGAAUUUUCUGCUGAUCAGGAAGCCGAUAUGAUUUUUGGGAUUGUUACUGCACUCAGUCCAUUGCUGCAGCCUCAACAGCGAAAGUUGAAAGUACGGUACAGUCCCAGUGGCGGUUGGAGUAAUAAUCGACCGAAGUACUUUUAUGACUCUGAGAACUUGAAGAUUAUAAAUCAUAUUUGCAAAUAUGAAGAGAAGAAAUCGCAUGAGGAAUGGGCAUCUGAAAGAACUUCGUUGCGCAUCAUUCCAACAAUCCGAAAACGAUUGAAUUUUAAUUGAAUUUUGACUAACAAUAAAUCAGGCCUCUCACACCUCCUUAUUUCCUUAUUUUUCCUUAUUUUUAUAAAAAGCCUCCUUAUUCCUCCUUAUUUUAUUAAAA
Bradysia coprophila is the source of this 1484-nucleotide messenger RNA. RefSeq lists its product as uncharacterized. Lineage: Eukaryota; Metazoa; Arthropoda; Insecta; Diptera; Sciaridae. The record is from RefSeq and is a predicted model, not a curated record. Gene Ontology annotation, molecular function: protein binding.